This is a messenger RNA of Apiotrichum porosum, 1650 nucleotides long. RefSeq lists its product as uncharacterized. The coding region runs from base 1 to 1650 and encodes 549 amino acids. The transcript has 8 exons. Lineage: Eukaryota; Fungi; Basidiomycota; Tremellomycetes; Trichosporonales; Trichosporonaceae. Gene Ontology annotation, molecular function: manganese ion binding; metalloaminopeptidase activity. The record is from RefSeq and is a predicted model, not a curated record. Gene Ontology annotation, cellular component: mitochondrion.
AUGCGUCCGGCACGCACCCUCCUCCAGGCGGCACACCGCGCCACCCGUGCUCCCGGCGCGCGCACCGUGCUGGGCCGCAGCCCGGCCCUGGCGCGCGGCUACGCCGCCCCGGCCUCGCUCGAGUCCACCUCGUCGUCGUCGGCUGCCGAUGCCGCCGACGCCGCCGGGAUCGAGGUAUCCCCCAAACCGCCCCAGUUCGGACAGCCGCUGGCGCUCACGCACCCCCACCUCGUGCGCCAGCGCGAGCUGACGCCCGGGAUCACGGCGGAAGAGUACGAGGACCGCCGGCGCAGGCUCAUGGACAGCCUGCCGGCCGGGAGCGUGGUCGUGUGUAUGGGCGGGACGGUGCGGUUGAUCACGCAGCAGAUCUUCUACAAGUUCCGACAAGCGACUGACUUUUUCUACCUGACGGGAUUUGAGGAGCCGGACGCUACUGCUGUGCUGGUUUCCCGCCCUUCCACUCCCCGCGGAUACACAUAUACCCUCUUUGUGCCUCCUCGUGACCGCCACGAGCUGCUUUGGAGCGGCGAGCGGACAGGUGUGGACGGCGCGACGGAGAUCUUUGGGGCCGACGAGGCCUACUCGCACGCCGAGCUGAGCAGCAUGCUCCCUUCCUAUCUCUCGGGCGCUGCACACGUGUACGCGUCCCUCCCGCCAUCGCCGUCCCCCUCGGCCUCGAGCCAGCCAUUCACGCCUCCGCCGCCGCGCCGCCGGUCGAGCCUGCUCAAGCUCUUCAGCCCCGUCGAGAGCAAGAACGCCGACCCCAACCCGUUCGUCCGCGGCGACCCGCCACACCUCAUGCUCGCGGCUGCGUUGGCGUCGGAACACGCCAAGCCGCUCGAGCGCGCCGUCCAGCAGCUCCGGGUGCGCAAGAGCCCCGCCGAGAUCAAGCUUAUGAAGCGCGCCGCGGACCUGAGUGCCGCCGCGCACGCGAGCGUGAUGCGUUUCGCCCGGCCAGGCGGCACCGAGGCCCAGCUCGCCGCGCACUUUGAGUACCAGUGCGCGCUGGGCGGCAGCGAGCGCCCGGCCUACGUGCCCGUCGUGGCCAGCGGCGCUAACAGCCUCGUGAUCCACUACACGCGCAACGACUGUGCCCUCGGCGCCGACGAGAUGGUCCUCAUUGACGCCGGUUGCGAGCGCCACAUGUACGCGUCGGACAUUACGCGCACGUUCCCCGUCUCGGGCAAGUUUACCGACCCCCAGCGCGACCUGUACCAGGCCGUGUUGAACGUGCAGAAGGAGUGUGUCAAGAGGUGUACCGUCGAGGACAGCGUAAACCUCAAUGAACUCCACCGGGCCAGCUGCACCAUGCUCGGCGAGGAGCUGCGUAACAUUGGCUUCCGCCUCACCGCCGGCGACAUUGAGCGCAAACUCUACCCGCACUUCCUGUCGCACCACGUCGGCUCGGACCUGCACGACUGCCCACAGGCCAACCGGUCCGGCGCGCUCGUGACCGGCAACGUCGUCACCAUCGAGCCGGGCAUCUACGUGCCCUUUGACGCGUCGUUCCCAAAGGCCUUCCACGGCCUGGGCGUGCGCAUCGAGGACGAGGUGGCCCUCACCCCGGACGGGCCGUAUGUGCUCUCGGCCAACGCGCCCAAGGAGGUCGUGGACGUCGAGGGCGCGUGUCAGGGCGCGCUGGAGCAGUAG